CGGAGGGCUCCGAGGGAUCUCCUACUCGUGCGGCCCCCAAGCAUGGGCUUUGUGAGACAGAUCCAGCUCUUGCUCUGGAAGAACUGGACCCUGAGGAAAAGGCAAAAGAUCCGCUUUGUGGUGGAACUUGCAUGGCCUUUGUCUUUAUUUCUGAUCUUGAUCUGGUUAAGGAACAUCAACCCACUCUACAGCCAACAUGAAUGCCAUUUUCCCAACAAGGCGAUGCCCUCAGCAGGAAUGUUGCCGUGGCUCCAGGGGAUAUUCUGCAAUGUGAACAAUCCUUGUUUUCAAAGUCCCACCCCAGGAGAAUCUCCUGGAACUGUGUCAAACUAUAACAACUCCAUCUUGGCGAGGGUGUUUAGAGAUUUUCAAGAACUCAUCAUGAAGGCACCAGAGAGGCAGAACCUUGGCCAUGUUUGGAAGGAACUUCAAACCUUGUCUCAACUCAUGGACACCCUCCGGACUCACCCUGAGAGAGUAGCGGGAAGAGGGAUACGAAUUCUGGAUGUCCUAAAAGAUGAAGAAACACUGACACUAUUUCUCACGAGAAACAUUGGCCUGUCUGACUCAGUUGUCUACCUUCUGGUCAACUCCCAAGUUCGUCCAGAACAGUUUGCUCACGGAGUCCCAGACCUGAUGCUGAAGGACAUCGCCUGCAGCGAGACCCUCCUGAGACGCUUCAUAAUCUUUAGCCAGCGCCAUGGGGCACAGACAGUGCGUGAUGCCAUGUGCUCCCUCUCCCAGGGCACCCUGCAGUGGGUGGAAGACACUCUGUAUGCCAACGUGGACUUCUUCAAGCUCUUCCGUGUGCUUCCUACACUCUUAGACAGCAGGUCUCAAGGUAUCAAUCUGAGAUCCUGGGGAAGAAUAUUUUCUGAUAUGUCACCAAGAAUUCAAGAGUUCAUCCAUCAACCAAGUGUUCAAGACUUGCUGUGGGUGGCCAGGCCUCUCAUGCAGACUGGUGGUCCAGAGACCUUCACACAGCUGAUGAGCAUCCUGUCUGAUCUCUUAUGUGGCUACCCAGAGGGAGGAGGCUCUCGAGUGUUCUCCUUCAACUGGUAUGAAGACAAUAACUAUAAGGCCUUCCUAGGGAUUGACUCCACAAGGAAGGAUCCUAUCUAUUCUUAUGACAAAACAACAACGACCUUUUGUAAUGCAUUGAUCCAGAGUCUGGAGUCAAACCCUCUCACCAAAAUAGCCUGGAGGGCAGCAAAGCCUUUGUUGAUGGGAAAAAUCCUCUUUACUCCAGAUUCUCCGGCAGCACGCAGAAUACUGCAGAAUGCCAACUCAACUUUUGAAGAGCUGGAGCGCCUUAGGAAGUUGGUCAAAGCCUGGGAAGAAGUAGGCCCCCAGAUCUGGUACUUCUUUGACAAGAGCACACAGAUGACCAUAAUCAGAGACACUCUGGAGAACCCAACAGUGAAAGGCUUUUUGAAUAGUCAGCUUGGUGAGGAAGGUAUCACUGUAGAAGCCGUGCUGAACUUCCUGGAUAGGGGUCCUCGAGAGAGCCAGGCCAAUGACGUGGACAACCUCAACUGGAAAGAUGUAUUUAACUUCACGGAUCACACCCUGCGUCUGGCUAGCAGAUACCUGGAGUGCUUGAUCCUGGAUAAGUUUGAAAGCUAUGAUGAUGAAAUUCAGCUCACUCAACGAGCCCUGUCUCUGCUGGAAGAAAACAGGUUCUGGGCUGGUGUCGUGUUCCCUGACAUGUAUCCCUGGACCAGUGCCCUACCGCCCCACGUGAAGUACAAGAUCCGGAUGGACAUCGAUGUGGUGGAGAAAACCAAUAAGAUCAAAGACAGGUACUGGGAUUCUGGUCCCAGAGCUGAUCCUGUGGAAGAUUUCCGAUACAUCUGGGGAGGGUUUGCCUAUCUGCAGGACAUGAUUGAACGGGGGAUCACAAGGAGUCAGGCCCAGGUUGAGGUUCCAGUUGGAAUCUAUCUCCAGCAGAUGCCUUACCCCUGCUUCGUGGAUGACUCUUUUAUGAUCAUCCUGAACCGCUGUUUCCCUAUCUUCAUGGUGCUGGCCUGGAUCUACUCUGUCUCUAUGACUGUAAAGAGCAUCGUCUUGGAGAAGGAGUUGAGACUGAAGGAGACCUUGAAAAAUCAGGGUGUCUCCAAUGCAGUGAUUUGGUGUACGUGGUUCCUGGACAGCUUCUCUAUCAUGUCAAUGAGCAUCUUCCUUCUGACCAUAUUUAUCAUGCAUGGAAGGAUCCUGCAUUACAGUGAUCCAUUCAUCCUCUUCCUAUUCCUGUUGGCUUUCUCCACGGCCACGAUCAUGCAGUGCUUCCUGCUCAGCACCUUCUUCUCCAGGGCCAGCCUGGCAGCCGCCUGCAGUGGAGUCAUCUACUUCACCCUCUACCUGCCCCACAUUCUCUGCUUCACCUGGCAGGACCGGAUGACGGCUGACCUCAAGAUGGCUGUGAGCCUGCUGUCUCCUGUGGCAUUUGGGUUUGGCACUGAGUACCUGGCUCGCUUUGAGGAGCAAGGCCUGGGGCUGCAGUGGAGCAAUAUUGGGAGAAGUCCCAUGGAAGGGGAUGAAUUCAGUUUCCUGAUGUCCAUGAAGAUGAUGCUCCUCGAUGCUGCUCUAUAUGGCCUGCUUGCCUGGUACCUUGACCAGGUGUUUCCAGGGGACUAUGGAACCCCUCUUCCUUGGUACUUCCUUCUACAAGAGUCCUAUUGGCUUGGCGGUGAAGCGUGUUCUACUAGAGAAGAAAGGGCCCUGGAAAAGACGGAACCCAUAACAGAGGAAAUGGAGGAUCCGGGACACCCAGAAGGAAUAAAUGAUUCCUUCUUUGAACGUGAACUUCCAGGCUUGGUUCCUGGGGUGUGUGUGAAAAAUCUGGUGAAGAUUUUUGAUACCUACAGCAGACCAGCUGUGGACCGUCUUAACAUUACCUUCUAUGAGAACCAGAUCACAGCAUUCUUGGGUCACAAUGGAGCAGGAAAGACCACCACCUUGUCAAUCCUGACGGGUCUGUUGCCACCAACAUCAGGGACAGUGCUCAUUGGGGGAAAGGACAUUGAAACCAGCCUGGAUGAAGUCCGGCAGAGUCUUGGCAUGUGUCCGCAGCACAACAUCCUGUUCCACCACCUCACAGUGGCUGAACACAUCCUGUUCUAUGCCCAGCUGAAAGGGAAGUCUUGGGAGGAGGCCCAGCUGGAGAUGGAAGCCAUGUUGGAGGACACAGGCCUCCACCACAAGAGGAACGAAGAAGCGCAGGAUCUAUCAGGUGGCAUGCAGAGGAAGCUGUCUGUUGCCAUUGCCUUUGUGGGAGGUGCCAAGGUUGUUAUUCUGGAUGAGCCCACCUCCGGAGUGGACCCCUACUCGCGACGCUCAAUUUGGGACCUGCUCUUGAAGUAUCGCUCAGGCAGAACCAUCAUCAUGUCCACUCACCACAUGGAUGAGGCCGACCUCCUCGGGGACCGCAUUGCCAUCAUUUCCCAGGGAAGGCUCUACUGCUCAGGCACCCCGCUCUUCCUGAAGAACUGCUUCGGCACGGGCUUCUACUUAACCCUGGUGCGCAAGAUGAAAAACAUCCAGAGCCAAAGAACAGACUAUGAGGGGAACUGCAGCUGUGCGUCUGAGGGUUUCUCGAGCAGGUGUCCAGCCCACAUAGAUGAGAUAACUCCGGAACAAGUCUUGGACGGAGAUGUGAAUGAGCUGAUGGAUAUGAUACAACACCAUGUUCCAGAGGCAAAGCUGGUGGAAUGCAUUGGUCAAGAACUUAUCUUCCUUCUUCCAAAUAAGAAUUUCAAGCAGAGAGCAUAUGCCAGCCUUUUCAGAGAGCUAGAGGACACACUAGCCGACCUGGGGCUCAGCAGUUUUGGAAUUUCUGACACUCCCCUGGAAGAGAUUUUUCUGAAGGUCACGGAGGAUUCUGAUUCAGGACCUCUGUUUGCUGGUGGCACUCGACAGAAAAGAGAAAACGUCAGCCUCCAACACCCCUGGCUGGGUGCUGGAGAUAAGGCCAGACAAAUUCCCCAGGGCUCCGAUGGCUGCUCUGCGGAGCCAGCUCCUCCCCCGGGGGGCCAGCCCUCCUCAGAGCCUGAGCCUGAGCACCGCAGCAGGCUCAACACAGGGGCGCCCCUGCUCCUCCAACAUGUGCAGGCGUUACUGAUCAAGCGGUUCCACCACACUGUGCGCAGCCACAAGGACUUCCUGGCCCAGAUUGUCCUCCCAGCCACUUUUGUGUUUUUGGCUCUGAUGCUUUCCCUCAUCAUCCCCCCCUUCGGUGAAUAUCCGGCUUUGACCCUUCACCCCUGGAUGUACGGGCAGCAGUACACGUUCUUCAGUUUGGACCAGCCAGGGAGUGAGCAGCUGGUAGCACUUGCAGACGUCCUCCUGAACAAGCCGGGCUUUGGCAACCGCUGCCUGAAGGAAGAGUGGCUUCCGGAGUACCCCUGUGUCAAUUCAACCCCCUGGAAGACUCCUUCUGUGUCCCCGAACAUCACCCACCUGUUCCAGAAGCAGAAAUGGAUGCCAGAGGACCCCUCGCCCUCCUGCAUGUGCAGCACCAGAGAGAAGCUCACCAUGCUCCCUGAGUGCCCCGAGGGCGCAGGGGGGCUCCCACCCCCUCAGAGAAUACAGCGCAGCACUGAAGUUCUACAAGAUCUUACGAACAGGAACAUCUCUGACUUCUUGGUAAAAACAUAUCCUUCUCUUAUACGAAGCAGCUUGAAGAGCAAAUUCUGGGUCAACGAACAGAGGUACGGAGGAAUUUCCAUUGGAGGAAAGCUCCCAGUUCUUCCCAUCACUGGGGAAGCCCUUGUUGAAUUUUUAAGCCACCUUGGCCAGAUGAUGAAUGUGAGCGGGGGCCCUAUCACCAGAGAGGCCUCUAGAGAAAUGCCUGCUUUCCUCAAACAUCUAGAAACUGAAGACAACGUUAAGGUGUGGUUUAACAACAAAGGCUGGCAUGCCCUGGUGAGCUUUCUCAAUGUGGCCCACAAUGCCAUCUUCCGGACCAGCCUGCCCAAGGACCAGAACCCCGAGGAGUACGGCAUCACUGUCAUCAACCAGCCCCUGAACUUGACCAAGGAACAGCUCUCAGAGAUCACAGUGCUGACCACUUCGGUGGAUGCCAUGGUUGCCAUCUGUGUGAUUUUUGCCAUGUCCUUCGUCCCAGCCAGCUUUGUCCUUUAUUUGAUCCAGGAGAGGGUAAACAAAGCCAAGCACCUCCAGUUUGUCAGCGGAGUGAGCCCCACCACCUACUGGCUGACUAAUUUCCUCUGGGACAUUAUGAAUUACGCUGUGAGCGCUGCUCUGGUGGUGGGAAUCUUCAUCGGGUUUCAGAAGAAAGCCUACACUUCUCCAGAAAAUCUCCCUGCCCUUGUUGCCCUGCUCAUGCUGUAUGGAUGGGCAGUCAUUCCCAUGAUGUACCCCGCGUCCUUCCUGUUUGAUAUCCCCAGCACAGCCUACGUGGCCUUGUCUUGUGCUAAUCUGUUUAUCGGCAUCAACAGCAGUGCCAUCACCUUCAUCUUGGAAUUAUUUGAGAAUAACCAGACACUGCUCAGAUUCAAUGCCGUGCUGAGGAAGCUGCUCAUUAUCUUCCCCCACUUCUGCCUGGGCCGGGGCCUCAUUGACCUGGCGCUGAGCCAGGCCGUGACGGAUGUCUACGCCCGGUUUGGUGAGGAGCACUCCGCAAACCCAUUCCAGUGGGACCUGAUUGGGAAGAACCUGGUUGCCAUGGCCGCAGAAGGGGUGGUGUACUUCCUCCUGACUCUCCUCAUCCAGCACCACUUCUUCCUCACCAGAUGGAUUGCUGAGCCUGCAAAGGAACCCAUCACAGAUGAAGAUGACGAUGUGGCUGAAGAAAGACAAAGAAUCAUUAGUGGGGGAAAUAAAACUGAUAUCUUAAGGCUAAAUGAACUAACCAAGAUUUAUUCAGGCACCUCCAGCCCAGCAGUGGACAGGCUAUGUGUCGGCGUCCGCCCCGGAGAGUGCUUCGGUCUUCUGGGAGUGAACGGAGCUGGCAAAACAACCACAUUCAAGAUGCUUACUGGAGACACCACAGUGACCUCUGGUGACGCCACUAUAGCAGGCAAGAGUAUUUUAACCAAUAUAUCUGACGUCCAUCAAAAUAUGGGCUACUGUCCUCAGUUUGAUGCAAUUGAUGACCUGCUUACAGGGCGAGAACAUCUUUACCUUUAUGCCCGGCUUCGAGGUGUACCAGCAGAUGAAAUUGAGAAGGUGGCAAACUGGAGUAUUCAGAGCCUGGGCCUGUCUCUCUAUGCAGACUGCCUGGUCGGCACCUACAGUGGAGGCAACAAGCGGAAACUCUCCACAGCCAUCGCAUUAAUGGGCUGCCCACCUCUGGUGCUGCUGGAUGAACCCACCACGGGCAUGGACCCCCAGGCACGCCGCAUGUUGUGGAACACCAUUGUGAGCAUCAUCAGAGAAGGGAGAGCUGUGGUCCUCACAUCCCACAGCAUGGAAGAAUGUGAGGCUCUGUGUACCCGGCUGGCCAUCAUGGUAAAGGGCACCUUUCAGUGUCUGGGCACCAUUCAGCACCUCAAGUGCAAGUUUGGAGAUGGCUACAUUGUCACGAUGAAGAUCAGAUCCCCAAAGGAAGACUUGCUUCCCGACCUGAAUCUGGUGGAACAGUUUUUCCAGGGGAACUUCCCAGGCAGCGUGCAGCGGGAGCGCCACUACAACAUGCUCCAGUUCCAGGUCCCCUCCUCCUCCCUGGCCCGCAUCUUCCGGCUGCUCAUCUCCCACAAGGACAGCCUGCUCAUCGAGGAGUACUCCGUCACGCAGACCACGCUGGACCAGGUAUUUGUGAAUUUUGCUAAACAGCAGACUGAAAUUCAUGACCUCCCUUUGCAUCCUCGAGCCGCUGGAGCCAGCCGACAAGCCAAGGUCUGAUCUCCAUACUACUCAUUCCGUAGAGCUGGAGAGAAAUUCUGGACAGCUGGAAAGGCAGGAGCCUUUGCCAUAUGGUCAUCUGAUUGGACCGGCUCAGCCGCAGAAACAAACCCAAGCAGGCCAUACCGCAAACUCUGAAGGGGACUCUUGCCAAGAGCAACCACAGCUGACCUCCUCACCUGAAACACCUGAUGAGGAAACUGACCCAGUCAAACGAAUGCAAAAACCCUUCUUAUCUGGCCCAUCCUAUUAGUAGCUCUGACUCCAUAUCACACUCACUUGCAGUGGAUCUGCUGUCCUGUGUGUGUGUGUGUGUGUGUGUGUGUGUGUGUGUGUUAUUUUUAAGGAGAAAAUAAAGUACAAAUGUACUUA
Molecule: messenger RNA, 7236 nt
Organism: Enhydra lutris kenyoni (northern sea otter)
Lineage: Eukaryota; Metazoa; Chordata; Mammalia; Carnivora; Mustelidae
Product: ATP binding cassette subfamily A member 4
Exons: 50
Coding region: 43-6864 (2273 amino acids)
Biological process (GO): visual perception; lipid transport; transmembrane transport
Cellular component (GO): plasma membrane; intracellular membrane-bounded organelle
Molecular function (GO): ABC-type transporter activity; ATP binding; lipid carrier activity
Source: RefSeq, a predicted model, not a curated record